Molecule: messenger RNA, 3042 nt
Organism: Rubroshorea leprosula
Lineage: Eukaryota; Viridiplantae; Streptophyta; Magnoliopsida; Malvales; Dipterocarpaceae
Source: the annotation of a GenBank genome assembly
CAUUUUUAUUUUCCCGCUUACCCAAUCGGUCCCGGAAUUCCAUCUUUCUGGAACUGAACAGGGGAGACGACCUUCGCCUUUUCCUCCCAAUCCUUCUUCGAUUACAGGGAUUUUGGAGAUUAAUAUUCGGAGGCAAGUGAAAUGGAGGAAGUUCAUAAAGAGUUAGAUGAAGUCAGAGCGGAGAUGGAGAAGCUCAGAAAGGAGUUUCAGAUUAGAAUGGAACUUUCUGAGAGUUUAAAGAAAGCAAAAGAUGAGCAUAUACUUAGGCUUCAAGAGGCUAACCGGCAGAUUGAAAAACAGGCCCAAGAAUUAAAUGCCAAGUAUGAGGAAAUCUCUGAAAUAAGGCAGAUUCUUGACAACCUUACAUCUGGUUUGCUGGAGAAGGAGUCAUCUCUCAGGCACUUGAGGUCUGCAAAUGAAAAACUCCGUACUGAUUCUGAGGAGAAGUUGCAUAAGCUGCAAGAAGGGAAUAAAGAGCUGAUGUUGGCUUUAGAUGAAGCUAUGGAGAAGAAUAAAGACUUAGAGCAAGAGCUUUGUGUGAGGAAUAGUGAAAUUGUGGGACUCAAAAGACUCCUAACAGCUUCAGAAAGCAAGCUUCUUGAAGCAAAAGAAAAUGUACGGGCACAACAAGAAUUGAGGUUAAGAGAUGAUUUGAUACUUAAACUGGAGGAGGAUAGUAGGAAUAUCCAGGAUCAGCUGAAAUGGAAGACAGAGAAGUUUGAAUACCUUGAAGAUGCUCAUAAAAGGCUCCAGGACCAGUUUCAGUUGAGUAGAGAUGAGUGGCAGAGGGAGAAAUCAUCACUACUUGAAGAGAUUUCCUUAUUGCAAACGAGGCUGGAUUCUCAAACUAGAAUUUCAGAUGGCCUUAAAACACAGUUGGAGAUGUGCAGCCAUGCCCUAGCUUAUGAAGAAAGCCGGAGAAAAGUUCUGGAAGGUCAAGUAUCUGAACUUAAAUCCCUUUUUGAGAGUGCUUCGCUUCAGAGUCAAAAACAUUCCAAAAUUGAAACUAUGAUUCAUCAUAGGGAUGAAGAAAUUGCAAGCCUAAGAAACAUUUUAGGAAAGAAGGAGACAUUUGUAAAAGAAUCAGAAUUUAAGGUUGCUCAGCUUGAGCAAGAGAACGUGGAAUUAAAGGAAUCUCUUAAGGAACUUCGGGAAGCUCAUAUCAGAAGUGCUGGUGGACAUGCUGGAGGACACACUGCUUCAUUAACAAAACUGCGCAACAAGCUUAGAGACCUCAAGCAAGUGCAUGGUAAGUGUUCUAAAAAUCUGAAAGCAAGAGAAUCUGAAUUGAGUUCUAAAAUAGAGGAAAUGAAGGGGGAUAUUGAUGGUUAUGAAUCGAAAUUGAAGGAUAAAGAAAAAAUGAUCCAGGAACUUCACAUGAACCUGGGAAAUUGUCAUUGUAGAAUUGAUGCCUUGAAUGAGGAGAUUUCACUGCUACUUAUGGUUUUAAAGUUAGAAUUUUCUGAAGCCUUUUGGAAACUGUUAAAUGAAAAAACUGAAGUCGAACUAUGCAACAGAAAGAAGGAUGAUGAGAUUUCCUCUCUUACAAAGCUGUUGCAGAUGAAGACUGCUGCUCUAGAGAAAAUAGAUGAGAGAAAUCAUUUAGAGUUUGAACAUAACAUUAAUUCUACUGCUGAAGAAAGGACAAGCCUUUGCAUUGAAGAAAAUGAGGAAUGCUGUAAAGAAAUUGAGACUUCCUUUCACUCAGACACUGAGAAUGUGGCAACCCUUAAGCAGGAGAAAGAUAAGCUUCUUAAUAUUGUUGAAGAGCAUGAGAAGACCAUAAACAAUCUACAGCAAGAGAUCUUGGAAGAAAAGAAUAGUUGCAUAGACAAUCUCCAGGAAGAUCUAGCAUUGCUGAAGCAAGAGUUUGUCCCAAGACAAGCUGAAACUACAAUUCUUGUCAGUUUAGAUGCAGCAAAAGCCUCGGAGCAGGAGAAAGAGAGGCUUGUAGAACUUUUGAAUGAGCAAGAGAAGAGCAUUACUGAUCUCCAUGUACUAAACAGGAUGCUGGAACUAGAUUUGACAAAUGCCAUAGUCUCCUCUGCCUCAGAAGUCAUAGAAAAGCAAAUUGAGGUCACUGCCAUUUUUGAAGUUUUGAAAAACUCUGAGCAUCUGAGAAAGCUAGAAGUUGAUGAGAAGAACAAGGUGAUUCUUAAAUUGGAAAAGGAAGUAAGUAGUUUAUGCCAAAUUCAGAGUUCUCUAGAGGAAUCAUUACUUCACUCAAAUCAACAAUCAGAGCAGCUUCUAACUUUGCUGGAAACUAAGAAUUUGGAAACUGAAGAGUUGAUGAUUCAAGUUCACAAUGAACAGAGAAAGAGGGAGGGCCUAAUUAAUGAACCUGAGUUUGAAAAAGGAGUUCUGCUUCAUAAUAACAUGAUGCUAUCAGGAAAAUUGGAUGAUGCCAUGGCUCAUAUUGAAGAGAUUUCCAGCUCGAUUAGUGGGGUUUCAUGUGAGGAUAUGAAGCUGAUGGAAAGUUUGAGAAAAAUUUUGCAGAGUUUUGAGAAUGGGCUCAUAAUUGCAGAUGGUCCAAAAGAAAAUGAUGACCUCUUUGAUUCUGUUGGAAGGAAAGCAGAGUCUUCUAUUACUAAUCCUGCAGUAGUUAAAACUGAAAGAGGUUGUGACGAAAGAUUUCCAUUGAAAGAGCUAAAUCAUUAUCAGUGUCUGCUAGGAGAAACUAAAUCUUCAAUCACCAGGAACCAGAAUUGACAUUGUAGGUUUGCUAUUUCAAGAAAUCAAACAGAAUUAGUGUGUGCUGCAUAUCUGAGAUUUUCCCCAUGGACUGUAUAGCUGUUCAAGCUAGAAUUGAGAAAUGCUCUCUCCUCAGUACCUUUUUUCUUUGUAUUGUUUUGAUUUGGUUAUCCAACUCAAUAAGUGAUUUUCAUGUAAACAGCUUAAAAGAGUAUGCAUCUGAUUCUUUUUGCUCUAUGUAAACUCAAGCAUGUACGUCUAGGAAAAUUAUGCAUUGCUGGUGCAUAAUAUUGAGUUGAUAUUGUGAAAAUGUUUCUGUUUGUUCUUGAUAAAUAAAUGUUUUCCCGUGUU